Molecule: messenger RNA, 3923 nt
Organism: Parasteatoda tepidariorum (common house spider)
Lineage: Eukaryota; Metazoa; Arthropoda; Arachnida; Araneae; Theridiidae
Biological process (GO): transmembrane transport
Molecular function (GO): monocarboxylic acid transmembrane transporter activity
Source: RefSeq, a predicted model, not a curated record
UAGAAGUACUUGAAAAGUAACUAUUACGCGGACAAUAUUAACUCAGGCAGCGCAAAACCAACAACCGAGUUGUCGUCAUAAAAAUUCAAACUUUUAAAAAUUAUGAAAAGGAAGAUAUGCUUAUCGUGAUUGUUAGAUAUUAGAGUAAAAUGCGAUUAAGGAUGAUUUAUUUUCUCAGAUUACAGAGGAAAAUUGAGAAAUUACUCCUAUAAAAUCCUCAAGCCUUUGUGUACAGAACCAACAGGUGAAAGGUUUAUACUCGUUACUUAGCUUUUCGAAGACCUCGCUAUUUUAUCUAUCCUACUGUCAGAAAUAGUAAAUAUUUGUGUAAAGUAAAAAAGGAAACAAAAUUAUCACUUAAAAGUAUAUCCAAUAAAGGAUUAAAAUUAAAGAGGCCUAGGAAGUAGAUUCCGGUGUAUUCUAGUAGCACAUUUCGAGAUUAUCUACCCACUUUUCAGCAGAAGAACGGAUCAACUUUUGCUCGAAUUCAGUUGCAAUUGAAAAUUCUAUCGCUUUGUUAAGACUCAUUCCAAAUGAAAAUAACUGGAUUGGACAGCAGACAUAGCUGGAUUGUGGCCGUGGCCAGCUCCAUCAUAUUCACCUUCGUGACAUGCCCCAUGAGAUUGGGAUCACAGCUUUUUGUCUCCAUUUUGGAUCGUUACGGCGCUGACAGGAAUGCAGCAUCUUUUCCAUUCGCUCUCGCCUAUUGCGCAAGAAGUUUGUCAGGUCCGUUUGCAGGAUAUUUUGGCGAGAAGUUAGGACUGCAGAGAGUGACACAGAUUGGUUGCUUAUUAUGUGCAAUAGGCAUUGGAGGGUGCUUCUUUGCAGAGAGCAUCAUUAUCAUUGAUAUCUGUUUUGGCUUAAUUUUUGGAUUUGGUUUAGGAUGGGCCACUGCUGUUGUCCCUGAGAUCAUCAAUCAACACUUCGACAGGCACAGAGCAAAGGGACAAGGAAUUGUCUUUGGUGGGAGCGGCUUGGGUUCCUCUUUAUUUCCUCCUCUUUUGGAAUUAGUACUGUUGCAUUUCGGGACAUCCGGAACUUUCCUAAUCAUAUCCGCCAUCAUACUUAACAGCAUACCAGUGACUAUGUUGUUAAAUAAACCCAAGCCUGAGAAGUCAGAAUCACUGAAACCUUCAUCAGCGGGUGAAUCGAAUUUGAAAACAAAACAAUCAAGCGUGUGCCAUGCGAUUGAAAAGGAAAAAGAAUCUAAUUUAAAGCUGAAAUUUGAUUCACGGAAAUUCGAAUUUUAUAAUAAACUUGCGAACGAUGUUUCAGAUGUUAAAUCGACUGAUGUGUCAGAAUUUCAACUCCAUCCUGAUUCUAUCUUCUCAUUUGUACCAAGUUCCCUUUCUGAUCAAAAUACUUUAAACUCUACUCCAGUACGUUUGUUGUCCUAUACAAGUACCGAGCCUUUGGAAUUCCGAAGAUGGCAGAAAAACAUAUUAGAAAGACAUUCCAAGCAAAUGGACACUGAUGUGCUCAAUAAUCAAAACUUAAAAAAUCAGAAGCAAACAUCUUCAGUUAUCAAUACGCAAGUGCUUAAGGACCAAGUGCAUACGCCUGCAGUGUUAAAUUGCAGUGUCUUGAACGAUCAAAUUUACUAUAUAAACAAUAAAUUUAGAACUAUUACUACAAAUAGUAAGAAACCCACUUCGCAAGAAUCAAGUAAUUCCAUUAGUGUUCUAUGGAAUCCCGUGUUUUUGCUCAUAACCCUGAUUCAAAGCUUGCAUUUCUACGUCAUGUAUAUGUUUCUAACCAUUACCAUAGACAUUGUUCGAGACAAGGGCGUCGAACGCGAUCACGAGGUAUAUUUCGUGAUGGCUCUGUCGUUUUUCGAUACAAUUGGACGCUUUCUCUUAGCUUCUGUUACCGAUCAUGGAUACAUAACUGUCGCCAACUUUAGUGCCAUUUGUUUCGCCCUAAUAGGACUAAUGUGCCUAAUGCUUGUUUUUGUGUCGGGGUUUUCGGCUACUUUAACUGCCAUCUGCUUACUCGGACUUAUUUUGGGUGGCAAUACAACAAGUCUUCCCGGAACCUUGAAUGAGUUUAUUGAGAAGAAGAAUCGAGCGAUGGCAAUGGCAUCCAGGCUCUUGCUGUAUGCACCAAUGAGCUUCACGAUGUCACCCUUAAUAGGUAUCUUCAGAGAAGGUAUGGGUUCAUAUGAUGGACUGCUCUACAUGAUGCUGGGCAUGUCUAUGCUGUGUAGCAUUCUUCUACAGUUCAUGUCGCGUUUCAUUAGGCGCAGAGGCAGAGAAGAACGCUGCGAACAGAGAUGAUCUUCACUCAUUCUACAUCUGACGAUGUGGAAUCGAAAAUCUACACCUGAAAUCAUCUUUAAGACUUAUUCAACACCAUGAAUAAUCUAUUUCACAUUUUUACUAAUUCUACAUCUGACCUUGGUACUCCAUAUCAUUAUUUAUUAGACUCGUAUGUUUUCAUAACGCUGGCAUCAUUAUAUGUUGACAUGAUGACAAAAUGUGUUUUCUGGAAUGAAGCUGCACUUCAGUAGCGAAUUUAGAAGGUCAUUUUAAAUUACAGUAUUUCAUAGCCAUUUUAAGUAAAGAAUUUUUCAGUAUAGAACUUUACAGGCCACUUUACAUUACAGAAUUUUACAUCCGAUUCAAGCGGAGAAUCGUUUAAAAAAAUUGACAGGACAUUUUACUUCAUAGGAUUAUAGCCAUUACAAGCAAAGACUUUUUCACCAAAGAUUUUGGCAGAUCAUUUUACUUUACAGUAUUUUAGUAACUUCAAGUGAAAAAAUUCUCAUCACAGAAUUUGACAAGUCAUUUUACAUUACGGAAUUUUGCAGCUAUUUCAAGUAGAGAAUUGUUCAGUAGAAAACUUGUCAGGCCAUUUUAUUUAAUUGAGUUUUACAACUAUUUCAAGUAGAGGAUUGUUCAGUAGAAAACUUGACAGGCCAUUUUAUUUAAUUGAGUUUUACAACUAUUUCAAGUAGAGAAUUGUUCAGUAGAAAACUUGACAGGCCAUUUUAUUUAAAUGAAUUUUACAACUAUUUCAAGUAGAGAAUUGUUCAGUAGAAAACUGGACAGGCCAUUUUACCUUACUGAAUUUUAUAAAUUUUGAGUGCAAAUUUUUUCAAGAGAGAACUUGAUAGGCCCUUUUGAAUUGCGAAAUUGUGCAGCCAUUUCAAGUAGAGAACUGUUCAGUAGAAAGCUUGGCAGGUCAUUUUACUUCGUAGAAUUUUACAGCCAUUUCAAGGAAAACUUUCUCAGUAGAGAAUUUGAGUGGCCAUUUCACUUUACAGAAUUUUAAUAAUUUCAAGCGCAAAAUUUCUCAGUAGAGAAUUUGGUAAGGCAUUUUAAGAAGAGACUUGUCCAGUAGAAAACUUUACUGGCUAUUUUAUUUUACAAAACUUUAGUCAUUUUGCGUGCAAAAUUUUUCAGUAGAGAGCUUGAUAGACCAUUUUGCAUAUUUUCAGUGCCAAGUACAUAAAAUUUAUUGUUAUAAUGUUAUUCAUACUUUUCAUGGGAAUGUACUAUAUGUCACUUACUUAAUUUUUAUAAUGUUAUUCAUACUUUUCAUGGGAAUGUACAAUAUGUCACUUACUCAAUAAAACCUUUGUGUCAAAACUGUCUCUUUCUGUACUGCGCAACACGAUGAAUUUGAAUUAAAAUUAUCUGAUCAACUUAAUAAAAUAAUGAAGCCUACAAAGAAGGAUACAGCUAAGUAAGUUACUUGCCUGUUAAGCUUAAAUAGCUAAUAAUGCUUUUACCUGCUUCAACGUCAGUUGAGAUAGUUAUGUUGCUUGCAUGGCUUGAAUAUAGAAAAAAAAGUAAAAUGUAUUAAAAAACCCAUAUAAAAUGUUCAGAAUUACAAGGCUACGGAGGUGAACAUUAGUAGUAAGCACAAAACUUGUGUCGGCUGUGUAACGACGGUAAAUAAAAGAUAAAAUUACUAAGCAA